AUGUCCGAUACAUACAGCGAGUACUCCCUGGUAACCCCAGUCGAUCCGGCCAUGGGAAGUCCGGGUCUCGCAUGCCUGUCCCAUUUAAAGGAAUGUACUUUGCCGUCCAUUGACCCAAACUCAACAUCUGCUGCAGCUGAGACCAUGAUUCGAACUCUUGCCAUUCGAAAGGCCGCCGGGCCCACCCGAGCCUUUCCUCAGGGACUGGCACGGAUAUUCGCUAGUCCUAGCAGCACGGGCGUUCCAACGCGCCAGCUGGUCAAUGGCCGGCAGAGAACCAUGGGUGGAAAAUCGUUCCAUACUAUUCCAGCGAGACUUCAGGCAACUUCACAAUCCAACAAGCAACGCAAAGCCGAUACACCAGCCGAUAUUCUCUACUCUGUUACAGAAGCACCCGUCGCAGGAAGCGGAACAGUGGCCAAUGUCACCAUCUCAAACCCGAAACGCCUGAAUAGUAUGGACAGAGACAUGGUCAAGAAGCUCACCUCGACGCUCCGACAGCUAUCCCAACAGCCUGAUAUACGGUGUCUCGUGGUCCAAGGUGCCACAACUACCACGAAAAGCCCGUCCUUCACAUCGGGUGCGAACAUCUUCCAAAUGGCCAAUAUCAGUUCCUAUGAAGAAGCGGAGGAUUUCAUCUCCGGACUUCACGAGGCCUGCCAGGCCAUGCGUGACAUACCUGUUCCGACAAUUGCAAAGAUCAAUGGCCUAUGUCUCGGGGGAGGUCUGGAAUUUGCUGCUGCGUGUGACUUUCGUUACGCAACUCGGACAUCGACCUUCAGCAUGCCAGAAACAAAGUUUGGAAUUCCGUCCGUUAUCGAAGCGCGUCUCUUAGCAAACCUCAUUGGCUGGCAGAAAGCAAAGGAGAUGGUUUAUUUUGCAAGGUUCUAUAGUGCUGAAGAUGUCGAGCCUUGGGGUCUGGUGGAUAAGAGCUGCAAGGACGUGCAGGAGUUAGAAGAGGUGGUUCAUGAGGCAGUCACCACGAUCUCUUCUUUUGGACCAAAGGCUAUGAGGGAGCAGAAAGCACUGUGCCAAAUCUGGGAGGAAAGUGACCUGGCGUCUGGUAUUGAAGCUGGUAUCCAUGCCUAUGCGAGGAUGUUCCAGGAUGGGGGCUCAGAGCCGAAGCACUACAUGAAAGCGUUCACCGAGAGGAAACAGUAA
Molecule: messenger RNA, 1161 nt
Organism: Aspergillus versicolor CBS 583.65
Lineage: Eukaryota; Fungi; Ascomycota; Eurotiomycetes; Eurotiales; Aspergillaceae
Exons: 1
Coding region: 1-1161 (386 amino acids)
Biological process (GO): fatty acid beta-oxidation
Cellular component (GO): mitochondrion
Molecular function (GO): enoyl-CoA hydratase activity
Source: RefSeq, a predicted model, not a curated record